Mus pahari (shrew mouse) is the source of this 1496-nucleotide messenger RNA. RefSeq names its product steroid receptor RNA activator 1 (gene Sra1). The record is from RefSeq and is a predicted model, not a curated record. Lineage: Eukaryota; Metazoa; Chordata; Mammalia; Rodentia; Muridae. Gene Ontology annotation, cellular component: nucleus. Gene Ontology annotation, biological process: regulation of transcription by RNA polymerase II. Bases 578 to 1240 code for a protein of 220 amino acids. The transcript is spliced from 5 exons.
AGCAGUUAGUGCUCUUAUCCGCUGAGCCAUCUCUCCAGUCCCCAGCAAACAGUUUCUAAGAGCUUUUCUAUAUCAGAUAUUAAAGUAGGCCUAUUUGUAAGCGUUCCUUCUGAGACUUUCAGAGGAGAAACAACCAAAUAGAGAAGACAGAAGAUACCAUGUAGUCUAACCAGGAAUUAUCAGAGGGUUAUGUGAGCUCAGAUGAUACUUGUCCUAGGCAUUUCAGAAGACUUCUGAAGAGUUGGUAUAUCUGACUACUGAAGAUGAGUUCUUGUUAGCAAGCCUAGAGAAAAAUGAAUGUAAAGAUUGUGCAGGGCAGUCUACUGGUGUGACCUUCCAGAGUUGGACAGACGUGGUUAGCUAGGGCAAACUUACGGUGUUUGAAUUUGUUUCUGAGAGCAAACUAGGAGACAUUAGAAAAUAUGUUUGGUAUCCCGUGAUAAAGUCCCAGAUUAGUCAGUUGUCUUUUAACGAACCGGUGCUGGGCUCUCCAGGCAGCUCCGCCUCAACCAGGCGACUUGAGUGAACUACCGCCCCGGAAGUGACGCGCUGCCCCGCUGGCGGUGCGGAAGUGGAGAUGGCGGAGCUGUACGUGAAGCCGGGCAACAAGGAACGCGGCUGGAACGACCCGCCACAAUUCUCCUACGGGCUGCAGACUCAGACUGGUGGACCAAAACGCACUCCCCUUACUAAGAGGGUCGCGGCCCCACAGGAUGGAUCCCCUAGAGCUCCAGAAACUUCUGGACCACCUCCAGUGGAUCAUCCACCUCCUUCAAGUAAGGCUUCUAGGCCUCCGCCUAUGGGGAGCUGUGCUGCUACUGGUGUGGAGCCCCCAAGUUCCCCAGUCAUUGAGUCUGAAACUCUGAUAGAAGAUGUGCUGAGACCUCUGGAACAGGCAUUGGAGGACUGCCGUGGUCACACAAAGAAGCAGGUAUGUGAUGAUAUCAGCCGACGCUUGGCGCUGCUCCGAGAACAGUGGGCUGGAGGGAAGUUGUCAAUACCUGUAAAGAAGAGGAUGGCACUGCUAGUGCAAGAACUUUUACAUCACCAGUGGGAUGCAGCAGAUGACAUUCACCGAUCACUCAUGGUUGACCACGUGACUGAGGUCAGUCAGUGGAUGGUGGGAGUAAAAAGAUUAAUUGCAGAAAAGAGAAGUCUAUCUUCAGAGGAGACCAAAGAAGAGAAAUCUACAGUGGAACCUGAGAACCAGACAAUACCAGGCUUCCAACAGUCAUCAUAAUGCCCGUGGCUCCCCAGACUCACUUCACCUGACUUCCUAUGCCUUAGUGUGGAAGGCUUCUUCCUUUUUACCACCAGGGAGACUAUUGGUCUUUUUGGUCUUGACCAAAGAUCCUAUCUAGGCCACUGCAAGAUCACUUGUUAUUCAUGUACAUUUCAAUAAACAUUUCAGUGGUGGGAAGUGGGUAGGAAAGGUGAGCCAUUCUGAUGCCAGACUGGUUCUUUGUGGUGUCAGCUUCCCUGCUCUAUGGAUACUA